AUGGGGAAGUGGAUUAGAGGCCAAAUCAUCGGCAGGGGAUCCUCUGCCGCGGUUUCUCUCGCAACCACCGCUUCCGGCGAGCUCAUGGCCGUUAAAUCAGCAGAGCUUUCUUCUUCAAGCUUGUUGCAAAAAGAAAGAGAUUUGAUUUCUCAGCUUAAUUCGCCUUUUGUAGUUAAGUAUCUCGGCAGCGACAUUACGAGUGAAGAUAGCAAGCUUAUGUACAAUCUUUUCAUGGAGUAUUUCCCCGGCGGCACACUUUCCGAUCAAAUCCGGAAGCAGGGCGGUUCUUUGGAAGAGCCCAUGAUUCGGAAUUACGCUUUUCAUAUCUUACAAGGAUUGGAUUACCUUCAUUCUGAAGGGAUUGUGCAUUGUGAUAUUAAGGGCCAGAAUGUCUUGGUCGGAAAAGAUGGAGCCAAAAUUGGUGACUUUGGAUGUGCAAAAAAGGCCGAAGAAGAAAAAUUUGAAGAAUCAAAUGGGAAUUUGGCUAAGAAAUCAAUAAUUUCCGGCACACCCUUAUUCAUGGCGCCGGAAGUUGCUCGUGGUGAAGAACAAGGAUUUGCUGCUGAUAUUUGGUCUUUAGGCUGUGUUGUUGUUGAAAUGACCACAGGGACUAAUCCUUGGCCUAAUUUGAGUGACCCUGUUUCUGCUCUGUUUCGAAUUGGAUAUUCAGAGGACGUGCCAAAAUGUCCAAUCUGGUUGUCCAAUUCUGCUAAGGAUUUUGUCAGCAAAUGCUUGAACAGAGAUGCCAAGCAGAGAUGGACGGCGAAAGAGCUUCUCCAACAUCCAUUCUUCGCCGGUGCUUUUACCGAUGGCGAUACCGGAUUCCUAAGGAAUUCUCCGACCUCUGUGUUGGAUCAAGCAUUUUGGGAUUCCAUGGAAGAAGUACCUGAACUUUCAGACAAUGAUUCAUCACAUAUGGUUUUGUCAUCAUCGGAUUCAUCCUCGAGUAACAGAAUCAAGAGUCUGGUCGGGGAUAUGAGUUGUUUUCCGGGUUCCGGUUUUCGCAAUUGGCCUAAUGACGAUGAAGAUUGGAUCACAGUUAGAUGCGUUGAUGAUGAUGACACAGAAGAAAUCCCACAAAUUUCAACACAAUUUUCAGCACAAAUUCAUGAUGAUCUCCAAUUGCAAGUGGAGGAGGAUCUUCUUUUGCUUCCGAUUGGUUCUGAAGAAUCCGUUUAUGAUAUUAGUACAUUGUUAAUCAAUUGUUCAGAGAAUCUGAAUGUUAACAUUAGGAGUACUAUUGGUUCUGCGACAAAUCUUAUGUUGUCCUCCGUGAACGUUAAAGAUGCUUUUGAUCUUCAAAAUUCUAGAGAUGUUUGUCCAAUUCUGGAGUUAUGGGAAUGGCAAAAAGUUGUUGACAACUGCCGCCGGCCUAGUCAACUCGUUGUUGUGUGUGGUGCUGUGUGGUCCAAGUCCUGA
Messenger RNA from Oldenlandia corymbosa var. corymbosa, 1419 nucleotides. The record is from the annotation of a GenBank genome assembly. NCBI's taxonomy places the organism in Eukaryota, Viridiplantae, Streptophyta, Magnoliopsida, Gentianales, Rubiaceae.